This is a messenger RNA of Dichomitus squalens LYAD-421 SS1, 1339 nucleotides long. Its product is annotated as Rcd1-domain-containing protein. NCBI's taxonomy places the organism in Eukaryota, Fungi, Basidiomycota, Agaricomycetes, Polyporales, Polyporaceae. The coding region runs from base 32 to 1036 and encodes 334 amino acids. The transcript has 6 exons. The record is from RefSeq and is a predicted model, not a curated record. Gene Ontology annotation, biological process: mRNA catabolic process; negative regulation of translation. Gene Ontology annotation, cellular component: P-body; CCR4-NOT core complex; CCR4-NOT complex.
GCUCGACGAGAUUACUGCUACGCAUUCCCCCAUGGCGGGGCUCAUCUCUCCAAAGCCCGUCUCGUAUAUGCAGCACAACUUGCAGUAUAACCCGUACCAGCGCGGUGUCCAGGCUUACCCCGACACCUCCGCCAACUCUAUCCCGCCUCUGUCCCAUCCUACCCCGCAUCAGGGCGUCUUCCUUCCUGGCGGCAACGUCUCCAACCCUCCCCUCACGGUUAACGAAGAGAGCAAGAUCUAUGCUCUUGUGAUUGACCUGCUCGACUCGCAGACUCGCGAGAGCGCUCUGCUUGAGCUAAGCAAGAAGAGGGAGCAGUAUGAUGACCUCGCGUUGGUCCUUUGGCACUCUUUCGGUAUCAUGCCCGCGCUCCUUCAGGAAAUUGUCUCAGUUUACCCGCUACUAUCACCACCUAAUCUCACAGCUUAUGUAUCCAAUCGUGUCUGCAAUGCUCUGGCUCUCUUGCAAUGUGUAGCUUCCCACCCCGAAACGCGUCAGCUGUUCCUGAACGCUCAUAUUCCACUUUUCUUAUACCCUUUCCUCAACACGACAUCAAAAACUCGUCCGUUUGAAUACCUUCGUCUGACGUCUCUCGGCGUCAUUGGAGCUUUGGUUAAGCAAAACGACAAUACUCCCGUCAUCCACUUCCUUCUGUCAACGGAGAUUAUCCCUCUCUGUUUGCGGAUCAUGGAGACCGGUUCUGAGCUCUCGAAGACGGUUGCCAUCUUCAUUGUCCAGAAGAUCCUGUUGGACGAGACAGGCCUAACGUACAUUUGCCACACCUACGAACGGUUUUAUGCCGUCGGCACGGUCCUCAGCAACAUGGUCAACCAGUUAGUCGAGACCCAGGCUGUACGCCUGCUCAAGCAUGUUGUCCGAUGCUACCUGCGUCUCAGCGACAACUUGAGGGCUCGCGAGGCUCUUAGGGCUUGUCUUCCGGAGCCGCUCCGGGACAACACGUUCAACGCUCUACUAAAGGGCGACAUGGUGACGAAGAGAUGUUUGACGACCUUGCUCAACAACCUGAAUGAGCAGUAACGUGUAUAUUGAACGACUCCACGGACCUUAUAUUACCCCGGGUUGCUUGUAUUCUGUUUUGUUUCACUAUGCUUGGGGUACAGGCUACUCGCCUGCUGCCCAUGAUUGGUUCCAUGCUGUCCUUGGGGUAGCUGUGGCGGCAAGCGCGAUCGAGGUGAUGAUGGGACUUUGCACACUACGAUCUGUACCUAAUAUCUUGGAACUCGUAGACACACUCGGCGCUCAUAUUCAUCUUGUGAAUGGUACCACGUCUUCGCCAAAUUGUAACAUACAGUACACUUCUCGCAACGUACAGAAAACGAC